AUGUGCCCUAGUGCUCAGAAUAAAAGCUACGAUCGGGAAUUACGGAACUGGCCAAAGUAUUCAAUGCAUGGUGAUCCAGAUAUAGGCGAGCAUGAUCUCGUUAUUUCAAGUGUUUCUCGUGAAGAUGCUGGAACUUUUGAAUGUCAGGUCUCGCCUACUGCUAAUCAGCCACUACUUCGAAGAAGUACGAAUUUGUCUGUCUUGGUUGUACCUUCAAAGCCAAUAAUUAUGGCACCUCCAGGUGAACCCCAGCCAAGCAAGAAUGGACAGCUGGUGAUAUCUCGUCCAGGACCUUUAGGCGAGGGAGUUGCCAGUGAGCCAUCCAUUCUGGAUGACAAGCUACGACUUAUCUGUCAAUCCAAAGGCGGUAUACCAACACCCUCCUUCGAAUGGUUUCACAACGGUAUUUCAGUGAGACCAAAUUACCUCGAAACUACUGCCUCGCCAAGUGUUGAUAUCUACUCAUCAUCCAGCUCUGGAACUAUGAACGAUGGCGAGGCAGUCUUGACAAUACCAAAAUCAGAUCUAACAACCGGAGAUCGGCUGACUUGUCUUGUUAGUAACAAAGCUACCCAACGAUCAACGAAUGUGGGCCAACAGAAACUUUUGGCAGAAAUCAUUGUUACCGUUCAGACACCACCCGGAGCACCCGUUAUUCUCUCCUCAGAAGGGAAUAUCGUCGACUCAAUAGUAGCCAACGAGGGUGACACCUUGAGUCUUGUCUGCCAAUCGAAACCACCUGGAUCACCUCCGGGUGAAUUGAUUUGGAGAUGGGAUCAGCCACCGGACUCCCCCCACUUGUCUUCAACCGACUUAAGCAAACUUCCCAAUUUGGGUCAAUACUCGCGUCACACUUCGGAUCGACAUCAAUUGGAGAGCCACCUAUCUCUCCCAUCUGUUAGACGAAGUCAAAAUGGCCUAGCAAUUGUCUGUGUCACGCGACACAAACUCGGAAUGGAGCAGAAGGCUAAAAUAGUGCUCAAAGUAAAAUACACAUUUUCUGGAGUAUGUAUCUACAAAAACGAGUUGAGUGGACUAAGACUACCAACCGGCACUGGGAGUCCAGAAGCCACUGUCGAGUGUCCAAAUACUUCCUCCUCUUCUUCCCAGUUUCCCCGAACGCUUUAUAUCCACCCCGACAAGAAACAGAUUUUCUCCUGUUCCACCACUCCUUUCUACGGUCACGCGACAAUCAAGUGGUUUGGGGCUCUUUCAAUUAGCAGUGCCGAGUGGUACGAUUUAACCAACUUCACGUCGAUUCCAGAGUUGAAACGUGGCGGUCCAAAUGGUGCCAGUUACAUUAAAACGGUGUCUUUACGACUUCCACCUGCAAAUAUAGCUAGAUUUGGAGCACUGCAGUGCAGGGGCUACCCAUCUGCAAUUGCCGAUAUUUCCAUGAACACAGAUAUAAUGAAUCAAGUUAUUCUCAAACCCUAUGAAGCCCCUCAACGCCCGACAAUUCGCGUAGAAACUACACGAGAAAGUCUGGAAGAAGGCGAUAUUCUGAAAUUGAAAUGCGAGGCGAUUGAUGGUGAACCGGAAGGAAAGAUCUCAUGGCUUAAAGCUACACGGGACAAUGCAGAAUACACACCGAUAUAUCUAAUUUCAACAACCAUGAGCGAUAAACAUCGAAAGAGAAUAUCCUCAAACCUCGACAUUCAACUCACCGGGGAUGAUCAUCUUUCUUCCUUCAAAUGUGCUUCCUCAAACCCCGGAUUCCCUGUAAUAGAAUCUCAAAUGAGUGCCGCUUACCAUGUAAACCUCACCUUCCGUCCUCAGCAUAUUCGUAUUGAUCGUUUGGCAGAGACCCAUAACAUCCCCCAGGAAGAUCCUAUAGGGGAGCCCCCAAAAAUUGUCACUGUGACUGCAGGAGAGUUGCUGACACUCAUGUGUACUGCGGGACCAGCAAAUCCCCCUGUUCCAUUGCAGUGGAGACAAAUCACUUGCGAUGAGCCUUCCACUGACGGAAAUCGUAGUACUAUUGAAGGCUAUGAUGAUCCUGAAUCCGACCCCAGCAAAACAACCUGCAGUGUUAUCAACAACUUUGUCAUAGUGGAUACUUAUGACCUCGAAAUGAACGAAUCGCGACGGAUUCCAAUUGAACUCAUCUCAGGUUCUUGUGUUGAUAUGGGAAGUGAUGCCAAGGUACUUCCGCUACUUCGAGCUCGACUGGUUUCUAGAAGUCAAAUUUCUUUGCUCGUUCAGGCACAUCAUCACCAGUGCCGAAUUGAAUGCUCCACUCUGGAGACUGAAAGAGUUGGCGCUCAAGCCAAAUGGAGUGCUCAAAGUCCAGAUGAGACCACAAGGCUACGAAAAGAUAUCACAUUGAAUGUUCUCUUCAAACCCAACUUCUCGAAUAUUCUCAAUAAGUUGAACUCCUCAACAUCGAAAUAUCUCCCCCAAUUCGUAACAGUUGAAGGUUAG
This is a messenger RNA of Rodentolepis nana, 2424 nucleotides long. NCBI's taxonomy places the organism in Eukaryota, Metazoa, Platyhelminthes, Cestoda, Cyclophyllidea, Hymenolepididae. The record is from the annotation of a GenBank genome assembly.